This is a messenger RNA of Esox lucius (northern pike), 1460 nucleotides long. RefSeq lists its product as uncharacterized. The coding region runs from base 9 to 1196 and encodes 395 amino acids. The record is from RefSeq and is a predicted model, not a curated record. The transcript has 2 exons. NCBI's taxonomy places the organism in Eukaryota, Metazoa, Chordata, Actinopteri, Esociformes, Esocidae.
CUGAGUACAUGGUAUACAUACAGACUAAAGUGACUGAGUACAUGGUAUACAUACAGACUAGAGUGACUGAGUACAUGGUAUACAUACAGACUAAGGUGAAUGAGUACAUGGUAUACAUACAGACUAGAGUGACUGAGUACAUGGUAUACAUACAGACUAGAGUGACUGAGUACAUGGUAUACAUGCAGACUAGAGUGACUGAGUACAUGGUAUAUAUACAGACUAGAGUGACUGAGUACAUGGUAUACACACAGACUAAGGUGAAUGAGUACAUGGUAUACAUACAGACUAAAGUGACUGAGUACAUGGUAUACAUACAGACUAAAGUGACUGAGUACAUGGUAUACAUACAGACUAGAGUGACUGAGUACAUGGUAUACAUACAGACUAAGGUGAAUGAGUACAUGGUAUACAUACAGACUAGAGUGACUGAGUACAUGGUAUACAUACAGACUAGAGUGACUGAGUACAUGGUAUACAUGCAGACUAGAGUGACUGAGUACAUGGUAUACAUACAGACUAGAGUGACUGAGUACAUGGUAUACAUACAGACUAAGGUGAAUGAGUACAUGGUAUACAUACAGACUAAAGUGACUGAGUACAUGGUAUACAUACAGACUAAAGUGACUGAGUACAUGGUAUACAUACAGACUAAGGUGACUGAGUACAUGGUAUACAUGCAGACUAGAGUGACUGAGUACAUGAUAUACAUACAGACUAGAGUGACUGAGUACAUGGUAUACAUACAGACUAAGGUGAAUGAGUACAUGGUAUACAUACAGACUAAAGUGACUGAGUACAUGGUAUACAUACAGACUAAAGUGACUGAGUACAUGGUAUACAUACAGACUAGAGUGACUGAGUACAUGGUAUACAUACAGACUAAGGUGAAUGAGUACAUGGUAUACAUACAGACUAGAGUGACUGAGUACAUGGUAUACACACAGACUAGAGUGACUGAGUACAUGGUAUACAUACAGACUAAAGUGACUGAGUACAUGGUAUACAUACAGACUAGAGUGACUGAGUACAUGGUAGACAUACAGACUAGAGUGUCUGAGUACAUGGUAUACAUACAGACUAAGGUGACUGAGUACAUGGUAUACAUACAGACUAAGGUGACUGAGUACAUGGUAUACAUACAGACUAGAGUGACUGAGUACAUGGUAUACAUACUGACUAAGGUGACUGAGUAAAUGGUUUACAUACAGACUAGAGUGACUGAGUACAUUUGAAAUGUAUACAAAAAAUUCAAAUCGCUAAGUUGCUAGCUUGCAUCCCCUAUGUUCCCCCUUAACCAAAGUCAGCUCUGUAAAACAUGAACCACGGCACAACCUGUUCAGAUAUUUACCCUCUCAUUCUCACAUCCUUGCAGAAUUAGCUAUUUUUUCCAGAAGUGCAAUUAUUAUCGUGAAAAUACCUCUCAGCUUCGUCAUUGGCUCAUGUUGUCAUCAGCUAAA